GCCGCCCCGCCCCCGCCCCUCGCGCCUGCUCUUACUGCUCCGCGCGCGGGAAAGCGGCUCCUUCUUCGGGAGAACCACUCGGUUGCUUGCUGUCCGAGCGGCGCCUGCUCAUCACCGCCGCCGCCAUGCCUGGAGGUCUGCUUCUCGGGGACGUGGCUCCCAACUUUGAGGCCAAUACCACCGUCGGCCCCAUCCGUUUCCACGACUUUCUGGGAGACUCAUGGGGCAUUCUCUUCUCCCACCCUCGGGACUUUACCCCAGUGUGCACCACAGAGCUUGGCAGAGCUGCAAAGUUGGCACCAGAAUUUGCCAAGAGGAAUGUUAAGUUGAUUGCCCUUUCAAUAGACAGUGUCGAGGACCAUCUUGCCUGGAGCAAGGAUAUCAAUGCUUACAAUGGUGAAGAGCCCACAGAAAAAUUACCUUUUCCCAUCAUUGAUGAUAAGAAUCGGGACCUUGCCAUUCUGUUGGGCAUGCUGGAUCCAGCAGAGAAGGAUGAAAAGGGCAUGCCUGUGACAGCUCGUGUGGUGUUUGUUUUUGGUCCUGAUAAGAAGCUGAAGCUGUCUAUCCUCUACCCAGCUACCACUGGCAGGAACUUUGAUGAGAUUCUCAGGGUAGUCAUCUCUCUCCAGCUGACAGCAGAAAAGAGGGUUGCCACCCCAGUUGAUUGGAAGGAUGGGGAUAGUGUGAUGGUCCUUCCAACCAUCCCUGAAGAAGAAGCCAAAAAACUUUUCCCGAAAGGAGUCUUCACCAAAGAGCUCCCAUCUGGCAAGAAAUACCUCCGCUACACACCCCAGCCUUAAGACUCUUGGAGAAGUUGGUGCUGUGAGCCAGAGGAUGUCAGCUGCUAAUCAUGUUUUCCUGCAGCACUUCCAUAAAAACAUCCUGUUGUCAUCACAGCCAGGGUUUUUAGGUUGCUAUUCUAUUGGCUUAUUAAAUGAAAAUGGCACUAAAAGUUUCUUGGGAUUCUUUACGCUCUGCCUUCACCAGCACUCAAUUCUGUUCAUACAUCAGCACUCUCUCUUGGUUAUCUUUGAAAUACAUUCUGUAUUUAAAACUCAAAUCUUGGAUCUCUGCGGGGCUUGUGAUCAAUGAGGUCACUUUGGUUGAUGGUUAAGAAAGCUUGCUUCGCUCAAUCAGAGAAUAACUACCAAUUUUUUUUAACUGUCCCUAUCACAUCCUCUUGUUUGUUACCCAUUUUGAAGAGUGGCAGAAGUUGAGGCUGUAAAUAUCCAAGUAUGUAACCCAGAUGCUCUUUAGUAUUCUGUGUUUUUAUCACAGCUGGGUGAAAAAAGCUUUUUAAUUCUGUACCUUUCCAGCAGAUAAGAGCAGGGGAAGAGACCUUUAAAUAUUUUCCUCUAAAAAAAAUUGUGAUCAGUUUCUAUCAAAAUGGGGAGACUGCAGAAAAGCCUUCCCUUGGCUUCCAAGGAGGUGUAGCAGGUGUGAGCAAUACUAGUGCCGUGUGCCUUUCACACAGGGUUUGCAUUUAUCAGUCUGCUUUCUGAUGAUGUGUAUGUGAAAGAGGACACCAUGUGAAGAGAAGAGAGAAUGAUUGAAAAUGUUUUCUUAUAGAACUCUUGCAGUGGGUUGCUAUUUUCUGGAUUUUACUUUUUAGGGGACAACAAAUAAAAUCCUUUGUUAAAACUGGG
This is a messenger RNA of Saimiri boliviensis boliviensis (Bolivian squirrel monkey), 1646 nucleotides long. RefSeq names its product peroxiredoxin 6 (gene PRDX6). Gene Ontology annotation, cellular component: cytosol; mitochondrion. The record is from RefSeq and is a predicted model, not a curated record. Gene Ontology annotation, molecular function: peroxiredoxin activity. Gene Ontology annotation, biological process: cellular oxidant detoxification; cell redox homeostasis. Lineage: Eukaryota; Metazoa; Chordata; Mammalia; Primates; Cebidae.